This is a messenger RNA of Coregonus clupeaformis (lake whitefish), 3979 nucleotides long. Its product is annotated as segment polarity protein dishevelled homolog DVL-2-like. Gene Ontology annotation, cellular component: cytosol. The coding region runs from base 339 to 2651 and encodes 770 amino acids. The transcript has 14 exons. Lineage: Eukaryota; Metazoa; Chordata; Actinopteri; Salmoniformes; Salmonidae. The record is from RefSeq and is a predicted model, not a curated record. Gene Ontology annotation, biological process: intracellular signal transduction; canonical Wnt signaling pathway. Gene Ontology annotation, molecular function: frizzled binding.
UCGAGAGAAAAGUUUUAGACCCCCAUUAUGUUUUUGUUUGGGGAAAAGUUGUGGGUAGCGGAUCUUGUGAAUGUAGCGUGUGCCUGCUUUUUAACCCCUUCGCCGUUGGGGAAUUAUAUUUGUUCCUUUGGGAGAUACAAACUAAGGCGAUAUGUGCAAGAUAAGUAGAUGUUAAACUUUUUUGUUAGUUCUGGCCAGGGCAUACUCACUGCUGGCUAGUGUUGUAAGAGCACUUCACCUCACCCCCCUUCUCCCGUUAGCCUAGCUAGUGUUAGCUAACUAGCUACCUUUCUCUUCCAUAGUUUGUGUAGUACAACUGAAAAAAAAUUGUUGGCGAAAUGGCGGAAACCAAAAUAAUAUACCACAUCGACGAGGAGGAGACGCCGUAUUUGGUGAAGAUUCCGAUUCCUGCCGAAAAUAUCACUUUGUUAGAUUUUAAACAGGUCUUGAACAAGCCCAACUACAAAUUCUUCUUUAAGUCUAUGGACCAGGAUUUCGGGGUGGUGAAGGAAGAGAUCUCAGAUGAAAGUGCCAAGCUCCCCUGCUUCAACGGACGAGUUGUGUCAUGGUUGGUUUCAUCAGACACGCCAGGAGCAGCAGAGCCAGUAUCACCAGUCCUUCCUCCGCCCCCAGCAGAAGUCCGGCCCCCGCCCUCACCCCCUCCUCCUGUCCCACCCCCACCUGUUGAGAGGACCGGGGGCAUCGGUGACUCCAGACCCCCAUCGUUCCAUCCCAAUGCAGCAGGCAGUGUGGAGAACCUGGACGACCAGACAGAGACGGAGUCUGUGGUGUCCUUCAGGAGAGAGAGACCCAGACACAGGGAGGCCAUGGAGCAACAUGGGCCGAGGAUGAACGGCCAGAGCCGCAUGGUGCGCCACCUAGCGGGCUAUGAGAGCGCUACCACGGUGAUGAGCAGCGAGCUGGACACCACCAGUUUCUGUGACUCUGAGGAUGACGACACCAUGAGCCGGUUCAGCAGCUCCACGGAGCAGAGCACGGCGUCCAGGCUGCUGAAACGGCACCGCAGGCGCAAGAAACAGCGCCCGCCCAGGCUAGAAAGGGCGUCGUCGUUCAGCAGUGUGACGGACUCCACCAUGUCUCUAAACAUCAUCACCGUCACGCUCAACAUGGAGAAGUAUAACUUCCUAGGCAUCAGCAUCGUGGGUCAGAGUAAUGAGAGAGGGGACGGGGGCAUCUAUAUCGGCUCCAUCAUGAAGGGAGGGGCGGUGGCCGCCGACGGACGCAUCGAACCCGGGGACAUGCUGCUUCAGGUGAACGACAUCAACUUUGAGAACAUGAGCAACGACGACGCGGUGCGCGUGCUGAGGGAGAUCGUACAUAAACCAGGGCCCAUCGUCCUGACAGUGGCUAAGUGCUGGGACCCGUCACCUCAGGGCUACUUCACCCUUCCCCGCAUAGAUGAGCCGAUCCGGCCCAUAGACCCAGCAGCAUGGGUUAGCCACUCGGUAGCCCUAGCGGGGGCGUACCCCCCCUACACCGGCAGCUCUGCUCUCAGCACCAUCACCACCACCUCUGUCACUGAGACAGAACGUUUCGAUGACUUCAACCUGUCCCUCCACUCUGACAUGGCGUCGGUGGCCAAGGCCAUGGCCUCCCCAGAGUCUGGCCUGGAGGUCAGAGACAGGAUGUGGCUCAAGAUCACCAUCCCUAACGCCUUCCUGGGUUCUGACGUGGUGGAGUGGCUGUACCACCACAUCGAGGGCUUCCAGGACCGCCGCGAGGCCAGGAAGUACGCCAGCAACCUGCUGAAGGCCGGCUUCAUCCGCCACACUGUCAACAAGAUCACCUUCUCAGAACAGUGCUACUACAUCUUCGGAGACUUCAGCGACUGUGAGAACUACAUGGCCAACCUGUCCCUGAUUGACAACGACGGCUCCAGCGGGGCCUCCGACCAGGACACCCUGGCCCCCUUGCCCCUCCCGGGGGCCACACCCUGGCCCCUGCUACACUCCUUCCCCUCCUUCCAGUACCCCCACCCCCACCCCUACUCCAGCCAGCCCCCACCCUACCACGAGCUGUCCAGCUACAGCUUCGCUCCAGGCAGCACGGGCACUGCCAGUCAGCACAGCGAAGGGAGUCGGAGCAGUGGGUCGACGCGGAGCGAGGGGGGUGAGAGGCGACGAGGCAGUAAGGGGGGUCAAGGCAGUACGGCGGGGGGGGCAGGAGAAAAGUCCCCCUCUGGAGGAGGGGAAGGGGGUGACUCUCGCUCGGGCAGCGGCAGCGAAUCGGAAUACUCCGUCCGCAGCAGCCUGAGGCGGGGCCAUGGCUCGGCCACGCCUAGCGAGCACAGCCACUCCUCCCAGCGCUCGCAUCAUCACCGCAUGCCACCGCCCCCCCACAUGUCGCCCUAUCCCCCCGGGAUGCCCAUGCCCUACAACCCUAUGAUGGUGAUGAUGGUGCCCCAGCACCCACACCCACACAUGGGACCCCCAAACAUGGGACACCCCCACCAGUACACCCAGCAGCACCCCUCGGUCCCCAUGGGCAUGGGCCCCUCUGUCCCUGGGGGACCACCCGGGGCCCCCCCAACCCGUGACCUGGGCUCUGUGCCCCCCGAGCUGACUGCCUCGCGCCAGUCCUUCCACCUGGCCAUGGGCAACCCCAGCGAGUUCUUUGUGGAUGUCAUGUAGUCUAAUGACGUGUGUGUGAAGUGAGUGACCAUUGAUGUGAGGUCUAGGAGUAGUUCACUCUUUGGGGACUGAAUAUUCUAGUCUAUGGUGGUAACUAACUUUUGGUCUGAUUAGGCCAUAGUAGAUUGGUGUCGCUCAUUUCUUGUCUGGUAAGAACAGGGUUCAACAGUGAGUCAGAGGAAUUUGGCACAGUAUCAUAAAAGACAUGAAAUGCAUCACGUCUGGUUUUCCUCUCCUGAAUAGACUGGCAUACUGUAUCUUGACUUGCAACUGCACUGCUGGAUUCUCCAUGUCAGAAAAGUCACUCUCCUCUCGUUUGAUUUAAAACGUCUGUGUAUUGGUUUAGUUCUGCCUAUCUCUCACUCUGUCUGUGAAGCUGUUCUGUGUUUUCUUACCAAUUUUAGUUAAUAGCAUUGUGUUUGUUUUUCCUACCUGGGACUUACUGGCUGGCUGACUGGGUGUGAGGAACGGUAGUGGUCGUUCAUUGAAAUGACUGAAGUAACAAACUAACUAGCCAAAUGAGGAGCUGUUGCUGAGUGUACUGAGAGGACUCGAACAGUAGAGGGCGCUACUUGCUGUUUUCCAUUGGGGAACCAGUUUUCUGAAAAGGAGGUGAAAUUGAUCAUGUUUCCAGAUUUACCUGUGUGUUGAUAAUGUCAUUUUGGGCUGUAUCUCAUGACUCACAAGUGCCUUAUUUUCAGCCAUUAGCCUCAUAAAAGACAUGUAUGAAAAGUAUUAUGUCUCGCUCAACUUUUAACUAUCAUGGUAACAUGAUGGAACAUCAAGCCCACUUUUUAAAUGAAAUUGUGUGCCAACUAGUUUCUAUUGUAUUUUAUUUUCAGUGGCCUUGCCUUUGUAUAUAUCUAUAAUAACUCCCAUGUAAAUGCCAUAGUAUAGACUAGUGAACUCAUGUGAAACUAUAGGGCAAACAAUGACAGACAAACUUCUGUUUGGCAAUCAGAGGAUGAAGAAUGGGAACCAUGUAUUGUAACCAUGUCUAGGACUAUGUGGUAUAAGAAAUGGUACUUGAGGAUGAAGAAGGCACACCAAAAACGGUACUUUUGGGAUUCAUGAGUUCUCUCCAAAUAACUGUGAUUCCCCCCUCAUCCUCUUGCCUCAUAUUUUGCAUGUUACUGACACACGUAAGCAUCCAUUUUGUACGAAGGAAUAUAUAGAAUGUGACAACGAUGAUGUAUGACCGAACCAUAAAGGUGCUAAAUGAAGUCAAUUUUUUCUAAGUAUAGCAGUGUCACCUUGGUGCCCUUUUUGUUUGAUUUCAUUGUCACUUUUGUUUCUGUAUUUGAGAAUAAAUGUGUAAUAGACUGAAA